AUGAAUCCUCCUAUUGUCACACACAUUUCAGAGUGCUUUAUCAAGCCCAAACACAUCGUAGAAGAAGCGAAACAGCCUUAUUAUUUGGCACCAUGGGAUCUUGUUAUGCUCUCUGUUCAAUAUAUCCAAAAGGGACUUCUCUUUGCCAAGCCACCAAAAACAACAAAUCAACAGGACUUCAAGAUCAUGGAUUUCUUGGAACAUCUCAAGCAGUCCCUCUCUCUCACUCUUGUUCAUUUCUACCCACUUGCCGGACGCCUUGCAACAUCACAGAGUGAAAACCCACCUUCCUAUGUGGUCUUUGUGGACUGCAACCACAGUCCAGGAGCUAGAUUUACCUAUGCAACCGUUGACCUGACUACAUCCGAUGUUCUUUCACCUACUUAUGUGCCAUUAGUUCUUCAGUCAUUCUUUGACCAUGAUAGAGCCCUCAACCAUGAUGGUCACACCAAGUCUUUGCUAACGAUUCAAGUGACAGAGCUAAUUGAUGGCAUCUUCAUUGGAUGUUCCAUUAAUCACAGUAUCGUUGAUGGAGCCUCUUUCUGGCAUUUCUUUAACAUGUGGUCUGAAAUCUUUCAAGGGAAAGGAGAUGAUAAAUCCAUCUCGCGCCCACCCGUUCUCAGCCGCUGGUUUCCUGAUGGGCAUGGUCCAGUACUAAAUCUUCCUUUUACCCACCAUGACCAAUUCUUAAGCCCAUUUGAAGGACCUCUACUUAAAGAAAGGAUGUUUCACUUCUCAUCAGAAUCAAUUGCAAAACUCAAAGCAAAAGCCAAUGCAGAGUUCAACACCAACAAGAUUUCAUCUUUCCAGUCCUUGUCUGCUCUUGUUUGGAGAUGCAUAACACGCGCACGCAAUCUACCGCAUGAUCAAGUAACCUGUUGCAGAUUGGCUAUCAAUAAUCGGUCAAGAUUGAAUCCACCAUUAUCUCCUGACUACUUUGGAAACUCAAUUCAGGCACUGAAAGCUGGGUCUGCCACAGCAGGUGAGUUACUGGAGCAGAAUCUUGGAUGGGCAGCUUGGCAAUUACACCAAGCUGUGGUGAACCACAGCGAUGAAAAGGUGAGGGAGUUUCUAAACUUGUGGUUAAAGUCUCGGUUUAUCUACCAGAUAGACAAGUUGUUUGAUCCACAUAGUGUGAUGAUGGGGAGUUCACCAAGAUUCAAUAAGUAUGGGAAUGAAUUUGGGUUGGGGAAGGCUUUGGCACUUCGCAGUGGAUAUGCACAUAAGUUCAGCGGGAAAGCAUCAGCUUAUCCUGGACACGAAGGUGGUGGAAGUAUAGAGUUGGAGAUUUGCCUCUCCCCUGAUGAAAUGACUGCUCUUGAAUCUGAUAAGGAGUUCAUGGAUGUUGUCUCUCCGUCUCCUUCUUAA
This is a messenger RNA of Dovyalis caffra, 1368 nucleotides long. The record is from the annotation of a GenBank genome assembly. NCBI's taxonomy places the organism in Eukaryota, Viridiplantae, Streptophyta, Magnoliopsida, Malpighiales, Salicaceae.